AUGUGGUACAAACUAAGGAUGUUAGGGCUGAUUUGGUUAAUGAGGCUAAAAAAUGAAGGUGAAAGUGAGGAGGGUAGUGAAGAUGAUUAUGUAGAAGAUCCAGAGUAUGCACAAGAAGACAAUGGCAUAUUAAUUGAUGAACAAGGAGAAAACCAUUUGUUAAGGAAAGGAAGAAAACAUGUAGAAAUAGAUGUAGAAGAUGAGGACAUGGAAGAUGAAGGUGAUGAGAAUAAUGGCAUACAGUUGAACAAAAGAAAUAAAAGGUUCAAAAAGGAAAAAUUUCUUGAGCUCCUAGAGUUUAGAGCUAAAACUGACAUGGGCAAAGAAAUCUUCGAUUUGGUGUUAUCAUUUGUAUCAGGAAAGUUGUUUAAGCAAGAAAUUAGGGAGUACACCCUAUGUGAAGGAAAGGAUAUAUUCUUUAAGAAGAAUGACCCUCAUAGAGUUAGAGCACAAUGUAAAGGUGUUAACUGCCCAUGGAUGUGUUAUGCUUCCAAAAUUGAUGAUAGCCCCACUUUUGUUAUCAAAAGUUAUGAAAAAGAACUAAGAGUUAACAAGGAUUAUGUGCUUGAAAUAUCUAGGAAUAAGGCAUAUAGAGCUCGACUUCUUGCAACAAAAACCAUUGAAGGGAGCUAUGAGGAACAAUAUGCAGCUCUUUGGGACUAUGCAGAAGAAAUCAAAUACACUAAUAAGGGAUCAACAAUAGAAUUCUUGACAGAACAUGCUGAGAAUGGGGUUCCACGGUUCAAGAGGAUGUAUUUGUGCUACCCUGGGUUAAGAGAUAGUUUUAAUGAGGGCAGUAGACCUGUUAUUGGUUUGAAUGGUUGUCAUAUAAAAGGUGUACAUCUAAGUCAGCUUUUGACAACAAUUGGAGUAGAUGGAAACAACCAAAUGUUUCCUGUUGCAUUUACCGUGGUGAAAAUAGAGAACAAAGAUUUAUGGAGUUGGUUUCUAAAUCUGUUGAGGAUAGAUUUGAAAAUUGAGAACUCCAACCAUUGGACUUUUAUCACAGCGGAACAAAAACGAUUGGAGCAAUCUUUGAAGGGUAUGUGGGAUGAAAGGGUACCUGAAGCUGAACAUCGUCAUUGUGCUAGGCAUUUGUAG
Messenger RNA from Cannabis sativa, 1101 nucleotides. RefSeq lists its product as uncharacterized. NCBI's taxonomy places the organism in Eukaryota, Viridiplantae, Streptophyta, Magnoliopsida, Rosales, Cannabaceae. Bases 1 to 1101 code for a protein of 366 amino acids. The transcript is spliced from 3 exons. The record is from RefSeq and is a predicted model, not a curated record.